Molecule: messenger RNA, 542 nt
Organism: Protopolystoma xenopodis
Lineage: Eukaryota; Metazoa; Platyhelminthes; Monogenea; Polystomatidea; Polystomatidae
Source: the annotation of a GenBank genome assembly
CAUCAUCAAAUUUUAUAUUUAAGCUAAUAUCAUAUACAAUAUUCUCUAUUCUUUUUUUUCUAUUUCCACUUAUUUUCUUAUUUAUAUUUCUUUUUUUCUUCCAGUCCUCUCUUUUUCCAUAUCACCCUUCUCGAAAUUGGUCUGAUGAAUAUGCUUGCCUCACUCAACUUGCUUGCCUACUAAAUUUAACUCCGUCAAAUCUGCUUUCAUCUCCCUCAGACUUCAUUACGCGCUCUUCUUUGCUUCCCGAUGAUUUAUCUCUGUCCCGUGACUUUGGCUCUUCUGUAGCCAAAGGUAAUGAUGCAUCCACUAGUCUUUCAUCCUCGGUCUUCUUGCAGGAUACAUCAAAAACAGGUUUGCGUUCAAAGCUCUCCUUCGGCUGGAACCGCACCAAAGAGAAAUUGGCCGCUAUCGACUUACCGGCAUCUAUUACUUCAAAAUCUAUAUCUAAGGGCAGCAAGUGUAAAAAUGACAUCGAUAUAUCUGGUUUUACGGAUGCCAGUAGCUCUGAUAGGUAUGUCAGUUUUAGGGCCACUGUUUAA